GAUAAAGAUCAAGGUCGCCGCCGCCAGCAGGCACAGUAGUAAACACGCCCCGUCUGAGCUGCCGCUGCUGCUCUCCUCGCUGCAAUGUCCGCUGCUGCUGCUGCUGCUGCUGCCUCCUUCACCUGCAUCACACCUCCCGUGCUGCUCGCCAUUUGACAAUUUUCCCAGAAGAGCCAAUGUGGAGUUAGUGCCACGUCCACUAGACCGUCCACACACCCCCACCUCUGAUGCCACACUGACCUGCCUGCCACCGCCAUGGAUUUCGAGAGUCCAGACGUAGAGAAGGAGUUCCCGGGUCUCUAUGCCUCUGAGUCUUCCCGCCGCAGCGAUAGUGACUAUGGGGACAGCACCCACGAGCGAGGGGGAAAGAAAGAGCUGCUGAGAAGUAAAAAGAAGGAAAAAAAGGAGAAGAACAAAGAUAAGGGGUACGCUGCAUUAGGUGAGGACAGUUCCCUGGACGAGAUGGAUCCCUUAGACACAAGCCCCAAAAAACAGAAAUCCUUCAAAUUCCUUCACAAGAGAGAGAAGGAAGAGAAGGAGGAGAGGAAGGAGGAAAAGAAAAAAGAGAAGGAGGAGAGAAAGAUCGACAAGAGAAAAGAGAAGGAGAAGGAGAAAGAAGAGAGAAGAAGAGAAAAAGAAGAGAAGAAAAAAGUCAAGAAAGAGAAGAAGAAAAAACAUGAUGAGCCAGAUGAAGAGGAGCUGGCAGUGUUUGGAGUGCCGCUGAGUGAGGCAGUGCAGCGGUGUCCAGCCCAUGACGGCAUACAGCUGCCAGCCAUUGUGAGGGAGUGUAUUGAUCAAAUUGAGGAGCGGGGGCUUCACUGUGAGGGGAUCUACCGCCUAAGUGGGGUGAAGAGCAAAGUUCAGCACCUCAGACACCAGUACAACACAGGGGAGGCAGUGAGGCUGAUGGACCAUGAGCCUCACGUCAUCGCUUCACUCCUCAAACAGUAUCUCAGGGAACUGCCCGAACCGGUGCUAACGGUGGACAUGAUGCCGCACUUUGAGGAUGUGGCAAUGAUCCCAAACCCCGGGGAGCGAGCGGAGGCCAUGCGACAGCUCAUCGACCGCCUGCCCACCGCCAACAGACUCCUGCUGCAGUAUAUGUUCAAACACAUGGGACACAUCAUUGCCAGGGAGGCUGACACCAAGAUGACUUACCAGAACGUGAGCAUUGUGUUGUCUCCUACCAUGCAGAUUUCUCACCGGGUGCUCAAUGUCCUCUUCCUCAACCACUCCUACCUCUUCGGGGGUGUCGUCAUCAAGAAAUACAUCCCCCCCAUUGGUAGCGGAGUGACGGAGCGAACGGUGGACCAGCUGCGGACCGUGGCGGAGAUCGAGGCGGAGAUGAUGAAGCAGGAGUCCCUUCUGGGCCACCUGCAUGCUCAGGUGGCGGCGGGCAAUGUGACCCGGCGCAAGGAGGAGAGUUUGUGGGAGGCACAGCGCAUUGUGACACUGCUCAAGGUGGGGAUGUGUCUGCUGGGACCCUGCCUGGCAUUACUUCUCCUCAUUACUGCUGAUUAUUAA
Molecule: messenger RNA, 1524 nt
Organism: Scylla paramamosain (green mud crab)
Lineage: Eukaryota; Metazoa; Arthropoda; Malacostraca; Decapoda; Portunidae
Product: ralA-binding protein 1-like
Biological process (GO): small GTPase-mediated signal transduction
Molecular function (GO): GTPase activator activity; small GTPase binding
Source: RefSeq, a predicted model, not a curated record